This is a messenger RNA of Rubroshorea leprosula, 3126 nucleotides long. The record is from the annotation of a GenBank genome assembly. Lineage: Eukaryota; Viridiplantae; Streptophyta; Magnoliopsida; Malvales; Dipterocarpaceae.
CGUGUAGGGAUUCUGAGGAUCCCAUACCCGAGGAAUUUGAAGCUAAGAAUUUUGAGAGAAUGGCUGGAGACGAUUCCGACAAUGUGCCGUCGGCAUCCGAAUCACCGACUUCGGCAGGAUUCAACACGGAUCAGUUGCCCAAUAAUACCAGCCAGCCGUCCGACGACGAAGAGGCUGCCGUCGAUCCCCAAGUCAUUCCAGAUGAGCCGGAGGAACUCGAGGCCGAGGAAGAGGAUGAAGGAGAGGAUCUGUACAACGACAACUUCAUGGAAGAUUAUCAGAUGGUAGAUGAGGAUGACCAGUACGAGCCCCUUGGAUUGGAUGACUCGCUCGAGGAUGAGAGGGACCUGGAUCAGAUCAUGCGGGACCGCAGAGCUGCCGAGUUGGAGCUUGAUGCUCGUGAUGCUCGAUUCUCCAGUCGCAAGCUUCCCGAGCUUCUCCUUGACCAGGAUGAUGAUGACAACUAUAGACCUUCAAAGAGAUCGAGAGCAGAUUUCAGGCCGCCAGCUGUUCCAAGGAGUUUUGAUGAUACGGAUGGCAUGCAAAGCUCGCCAGGGAGAUCACACUCGAGGGAUGAUACACCCAUGACUGAUCACACCGAUAAUUAUCAGGAUGAGGAUGAAGAUGAUGAUCAAGGUGAUUUUGAGAUGUAUCGUGUGCAGGGGACAUUAAGAGAAUGGGUUACUAGAGAUGAAGUGCGACGCUUUAUUUCUAGGAAGUUCAAGGAUUUCUUACUAACAUAUGUGAAUCCAAAGAAUAGUCAAGGGAACCCUGAAUAUGUACACCUUAUAAAUGAGAUGGUCUCAGCUAAUAAGUGCAGCUUGGAGGUUGAUUACAAACAGUUCAUCUAUGUCCAUCCUAAUAUUGCCAUAUGGCUGGCUGAUGCCCCUCAAUCCGUCCUUGAAGUAAUGGAAACUGUUGCCCAAAGUGUUGUCUUUAAUUUACAUCCGAACUACAAAAAUAUCCAUCAAAAUAUUUAUGUCCGCAUUACUAACCUACCUGUUUAUGAUCAGAUUCGGAAUAUUAGGCAAAUCCAUUUGAACACCAUGAUUCGUAUUGGAGGAGUUGUGACCAGGCGUUCUGGGGUCUUCCCCCAGUUGCAACAGGUAAAAUAUGAUUGUAACAAGUGUGGAGCAGUUCUGGGACCAUUUAUCCAAAACUCAUAUUCAGAAGUGAAGGUUGGUUCUUGCCCUGAAUGCCAAUCAAAAGGUCCAUUCACUGUUAAUAUUGAGCAGACAAUAUAUAGGAAUUACCAGAAACUUACACUACAAGAAAGUCCUGGAAUCGUGCCUGCUGGUCGACUUCCAAGAUACAAGGAAGUGAUACUGUUGAAUGAUCUGAUUGAUUGUGCCCGGCCUGGGGAAGAAAUUGAAGUCACAGGGAUAUAUACAAAUAAUUUUGAUUUAUCUCUGAACACAAAGAAUGGUUUUCCUGUCUUCGCUACUGUGAUUGAAGCAAACUACAUUACAAAGAAGCAUGACCUCUUCUCUGUGUACAAACUUACCCAAGAAGAUAAAGAAGAGAUUGAGAAGUUGGCUAAGGAUCCACGGAUAGGAGAACGGAUUAUCAAGUCCAUUGCACCAUCAAUCUAUGGCCAUGAAGACAUAAAAACUGCAAUUGCUCUUGCUAUGUUUGGAGGCCAAGAGAAAAAUGUUGAAGGCAAGCAUCGGCUCCGUGGAGACAUAAAUGUACUACUGCUAGGUGAUCCGGGCACAGCAAAAUCACAAUUCCUUAAAUAUGUUGAAAAGACUGGGCAGAGAGCUGUCUACACCACUGGUAAAGGAGCCUCCGCUGUAGGGCUGACAGCAGCAGUGCACAAAGACCCAGUCACGAGGGAGUGGACACUUGAAGGAGGGGCUCUUGUUCUAGCUGAUAAAGGGAUAUGUCUUAUUGAUGAGUUUGAUAAGAUGAAUGACCAAGACAGGGUGAGUAUCCAUGAAGCAAUGGAGCAGCAGAGUAUUAGCAUAUCAAAGGCUGGGAUAGUUACUUCUCUCCAGGCUCGUUGUUCUGUCAUUGCUGCUGCAAAUCCAAUAGGAGGAAGAUAUGAUUCCUCGAAAACCUUUUCUCAAAAUGUUGAACUGACAGAUCCUAUCAUUUCUCGCUUUGACAUCCUCUGCGUUGUUAAGGACGUUGUUGACCCUGUCAUAGAUGAAAUGCUUGCACAGUUUGUAGUUGAUAGUCAUCACAAAUCACAACCAAAGGGUGCCAAUAUGGAUGACAGAUCUUUCAAUGAAUUCCAGGAAGAUACUCAAGACACUGGUAGACCAAUUGAUCCAGAGAUUCUUUCUCAAGAUUUGCUAAAGAAAUACAUAACUUAUGCCAAGUUGAAUGUAUUUCCAAGGAUUCAUGAGAAAGAUAUGGCCAAGCUUGCAAAAGUUUACGCUGAUCUUCGAAAAGAAUCUUCUCGUGGACAAGGAGUCCCUAUAGCAGUGAGGCACAUAGAAUCAAUGAUUCGGAUGUCUGAAGCACAUGCCAGAAUGCACCUCAGGCAGCAUGCCACAGAGGAAGAUGUGAACAUGGCAAUUCGUGUUCUUCUUGAGUCUUUCAUCUCUACCCAAAAGUUUGGGGUACAAAAAUCAUUACAAAAGAGCUUCAGACAGUACAUAACUUUCAAGAAAGAUUACAAUGGACUAUUACUCAUGCUUCUUGGACAGCUUGUGAAUAAUGCAAUGCGCCUUGAAGAAAUAGUGCCUGGUUCUGCUUCAGGGCUUACCUAUGUAAAUGUGAAAGUAGCAGAUCUGCAAGCCAAGGCUGAGGAAUAUGAAAUUGCUGAUCUGAGUCCAUUCUUUUCCAGUAGGGAAUUUAGAGCUCACUAUCAACUGGAUGAACAGCGGGGAGUUAUCCGGCAUCACUUCACUUCACAAUGACUCAUCAUCGUUAUUAUUGCCUAAUUCUCUAUCUACUUAUUUUGCUUUGAAUAUGUAAAUGUAGAUCCAACCUUCUAGCUAGUUAAUUUUAUUUCUCUGACGAGAAAUGGUAUUAGGACAUUGAUUUUUGUGUGCUAGAAUUUGUAGUAGUGUAAUUUUCCUGUUGCUUGAGAACAAACAGUGUUGGCAAAGAAAGAGUUGCAACAUGUGUUCACUUUUUUUAGAGAAGCAUAAUUUUGAAAAAAUAUUGUGCAAUUUA